Molecule: messenger RNA, 4200 nt
Organism: Caenorhabditis auriculariae
Lineage: Eukaryota; Metazoa; Nematoda; Chromadorea; Rhabditida; Rhabditidae
Source: the annotation of a GenBank genome assembly
AUGCGAGUGGCAGAUGAGAAAAACUUUCCGAUCUUCACCGAAGAGCCGAAAAAAGUCGUUCCAGAGGAGAAUGGUCGGAUGUACCGCUACUGGAUCUGUACCAUCGUCACGGGCCUUCUCACUUUACUUCAAGCCAAUAUUCACGUCUACAAUUUCACUGUCUUAUGUAUGCAAGAAGAACAGAAGCGAGCGAUCAAUGGUGAGUCUUGAAUAUUCAUUUUUCAUCAAUUACGUUUUCAUAAAUUAUUCGAAAAAAGUCUAGUUGGUGCUCUAGCCUUUAAAUUUUUAGUUGAAUCAAAAACCUCACGUUUUCAGCUUAAAAAAAUCGUUCUGUUCAAUCAAAUAAUGAAAUAUAUUUUGUCAGUAUGUGGGUUUGCGUCGAAGGUGUAUGCACAGAAGACGUUAUAUUUUACGAGCUUUAGUAUAAAUAUUUUCUAUCUUUUUUAUUGCAUUUAUCUUCCUAUAUUUAUUCCAACUACCUGAUCUUGACAAAAUCAGUAUCACGUUCUUUUUAAAAUGAAUAAUGUCUCAAACCAACUGUUUCAUGAAUGAAUGAUACGCUUGAAUAGAUCAUUUUAGCUGAUUUCUGAUGUUCAAGAAAAAAAAGAACAAUUUUUUCGACCUCCUUGUUGUUUCAAAACAAUUUCAAAAAGCAGGAAACAUCCCGCUUUUCCCAGCUUCCUACUCAAAAAAUUCUUACACUCGACGUUCAGUCACUAAUCAAAAAUUACAAUGACGCGUCAAUGUUUUUCCACCCUCAACUGACAAAAAAUAAACAAAAAGACUACAAUCAUUUGAUUCUUACAACGGAGUCGAUGUUCGAAACAAUUUCAAUCUAUUUUAGAAACGCUAGAAGACAUUCUACUCACUGGAAAUGCGUCGGAGAGCACGGUUCCGAUGAAAAAUAUGUUCGCCUACACCAAAUUGCAGCAGGAUUUGCUCUUUUCUGCAGCAUACAUUGCUCCUUUGCCGAGCAUAAUCGUACUUUAUUUCUUGGCCAAUAGAUCAGGCGUCAAGUGAGUUUGAAUCUUUGAUUCUUGAUGGCUAAUGAGGAUGUUCAGAAAAACUUUAUUGACGUGCUCGUUAAUUUCCUUCUUCUCAACGGUUUUAUCGCCGGCCGCCGCCUAUGGCGGGUUCUGGUUCUUCCUGGUCGCUCGAUUUUUCCAGGUGAUUGAUUAAUCAAGUUUUUUCUUCUGCUAACCUUGAACGUCCACAAGUUUUUCAAAAAAAUUAUAUGUCCUUCUCAAAAAGAUAAAAAGGGUAAUUGAGUUUUUGAAAUAGCCAGAAAGCUUCUUUUUGUCCUUGUUUCUAGGAAAAAAACUGAAAAUAUUUGAAAAUAUAAAAAAACUAAAAAUUUUUUUGCGCUUGAGGAAUUUUCCACCAAAAAACCCGUAAGAAAGGUGUUGGUAAGGGUUUUUGGAGGCUUUUUUCGAAUUUUUUCUUUGAUUUUCGGGCUCAAAAUCAAUUUAUUCAUUUUCCAGGGACUUCCAUCCGCUGUAUUUUCAAUCGUCGUCAGUGUCGUGACUUCACAUUGGUCCACUCUGGAAGGAAAUGGAGUCUACGUCUCGAUUUUGGCCGCCCAUUAUCAAGUUUGUUUAAUUUAUGAAUUAGAUCUAAAUUCUAUGCUUUGCAGAUCGCACCCCUCUUGACGAUGCCCCUUUCGGCUUUCUUCUGCACGACCCUUGGAUGGACCUGGGUCUACUACGUCCAAGGCACUUUGACCGCUGUUUUCACUAUUCUUCUAUUUGUUUUCUACACUGACAAACCGUCUGACAACAAGUGAGUUGGCUCUUCACUUUGAAUUUUGAAAAUUCAUUACUGAGCAAUACAGCCAAUUAAAUUUGCGCUAUCUUAACAUGUCAUCAGUUUCUCUGCUGAUUUUUGAUUGAAACAAAUUGAGUAAUAUUCAGAUACCUGCACAAGAGCGAGUUGAUUGCCAUCGAAGCCGGCAAAUCGCACGAAGAAAAGCACGUCGAGAAGACGAGGACGCCAUUCGCCGCCAUCCACAAGGACACGGCCGUCUGGGCGAUCUGGGUGACGUCAGUCGGUGGAACCAUCGGAUUCAGCAUCUUCCUCCAGUACGGCCCGACUUACCUCAACAAGGUCAGAUAGUCAACAAAACUUCCUCCUGAGUCUGAAUAUUACUUAAGCUGUAUAUUACUGUUAAUCCUCAAUUUUCAAUAUUUUUUGAGCCAUCCUUUCUUCCUAGAUUGAAAUCGUACAUGCCAAAGUACGACCAAGGUUUAUGUUGAAAAUGCAAGACGAAAGGAAAACCCAAAAUUGUUCUUUUUCGGAGCAUUUUACUCUGAAAUAUAGUCUGUGUGCCACGACUUGAAAUUUCACGGAACGACAUUCCGCUGUUCCGCUGCGUGCGUUUGCGAAGCGUCUUUGGAAUUUAAGUCAACUUUUCAAUUGAUUGUUAUUGCUGUGCGAGCAAAUGAAAGUAAAGUACCAUAAUAAAAGAAAUAAAAAAUUGAAAAAGCGACCAAGGUUCGCAAAGGCGCCCAGCGGCACAGCGGAACGUCGUUCGGUGGAACUUCAAGUCGUGGCACACAGACUAUAACACUGAGCACCUCUCCCUUCUCCUGUUUAUAUUUUUCUUUGUUAAAAUGUCCAAAAGGGAGCUCUUGAAACUACGUGAAGACGUUUCAGGUGCUGCACUACACCCUGUCGACGACCGGCUGGUCCGCCGCCAUCCCCUACAUCUUCUCGUGCAUCGCCAGAAUCGCGGCUCAGCCUCUCUCGGCCAACUGCACGUUCCUCGGCGAAAGACUCGCCGCCAUCGUCUCCACGACCAUCUCUCAAGGUUUGUUCCUCCUCUCCUAACGACAUCAAUCACAAAGGUAAAAGAAUCUGCGACUUUUUAUCGGUUUUCGUGAGAUUCUGGGCGACCGGUCGGGCCAAGAACCUGGUUCAGAAGUUGAGAACAUCAAUCUUUCCCCUUUCUUUUUUUUCUGAAAAGUCAACUGACCUAUCCAGCAAGUUCUAGUUUCAAGAAAGCAUGAAAGGACAUGUGGUAAAAGAGAUAAAAAAGGUAGAACCAUCAUGUGAUUUUUUCAGAAUACAAUUUGAUGCUUCUUCAGUUGAGAUAAGAAUGAAAAUGCGAAAAAUCAAUUCUUCAUUUUUAGUCAAGCUCUUAAUGAUAUAAUUUUCGGAAUUAAUUUAAAAUAAUGAUGUCAUUGUGGCAUCAAAGACGAUAACGUCUGGUUUUUCCGAAAUCCAGUUCUAUUUGAUAGACAUCCGUUGUAAAUUGAUCACACUUCUGUUAUCAAAUUAUGCGGAGAAGUUUUACGCACGACCGUGGGAAACCGGGGCCAAACUGUGUAAUUUUCAAAGAAAGUCGACCAAAGUCCAAACUAGACAUUGAAAUUCAGAAAUGGAGCUCUAGAGCACUUUGCCGAAGGAAAUUUUUUCUCGUCUUCGGAACAUUUUGAAGAUUUUUUUUUCAGGAACGAUGGCUGUGUGCUUCCUCGUUCUGAUGUUCAUCCCGAAAGACUGGAGCAACGUCGGCCAACUCUGCUACUCGCUGGUCAUCGUCGCCAACGGACUGAAUGGCGUCGGAAUCACUAGAAGUGCUCAAUUGGUUCGUUACUUUUUUCUUUUUUUUUUCCCAUGGCCUUCUUCACUACUUCUGAUCCAAAAGUCAUUUUUCAAAUUUUUCUCCCGUCAACUUUUAAAAUGAUCAAUUUCCAGGUGUGCAAGCAACACCUCUCGUUCGUCUACACGGCCAGGUCCUUCUACAACCAGACGGUCGGCCUUCUUCUGCCUUUGUUGGUGAACGGCAUCGCUCCCGACGACACCCACGAGCAGUGGUCCACUCUUUUCUUGUCAGUUUCUUUUCCUUCCUUUGUUCCAACUCUAGCCCAUUGUUGUUCUUUCUUUUCGAUUGACAGUCAAUAGUUGAGUUUUCAAACCGUUACAAAGAGAAGACGUCAUCGUCUGGUGUAACAUGCGUGAGCGUAAUAUCAAAAACCUCGACAACAACUUGUUGAUAGUUGACACGUAUAGUUUAUAAUUUGCAGGGUCAUCUUCGUCGUGGUGUUCCUGUCGAACAUCGUAUUCAUCUUUUUUGCCAAGGUCGAGGCGGCGCCGUGGACCGUCGGCACGGUCGAGGUCGACGACCGGUCCGAACACGAAAUCGAGGAGAUGAGGGACGACGACGACGCCGACAGCCGAUCCGAAGUCGUGCCCAAAAAAUGA